Messenger RNA from Musca domestica (house fly), 1347 nucleotides. RefSeq lists its product as uncharacterized. Lineage: Eukaryota; Metazoa; Arthropoda; Insecta; Diptera; Muscidae. The coding region runs from base 25 to 1284 and encodes 419 amino acids. The transcript has 3 exons. The record is from RefSeq and is a predicted model, not a curated record.
UACGAGUAUGUGGUAGCAUUCGCAAUGGAGAUUGUGUACGACAAGUCCGUAAUAGUGAUUCCGAAGCACUUAACUUUAGAUUUCUUUGAGGAGGUGUUGGAAAAUGCGCUUCAACAAAGCAAUUGCCAAAUAGAAAAAGUUGAUGUGAAUAUGGGAAGCAAAACUGGGGACAACUACUGUAGUUUCAUUUAUCGGGUCCAACUGAAGUACAAAGGUCGGUCCGAAGAGCAGCAGAAUCGGUCUUCGGUUAUGUCCGUCAUAAUUAAAAGUACGCCUCCUUGUUCCGCUACGGAUUUUUUGGAAGACAUGGAAGUAUUCCUCAAGGAGAAGAUUUUUUAUUAUCACAUUUUGCCACUGAUGGAAAAUUUAAUGGAGAAGAAAGUUCGGUUUGGAGCAAGGAUAUUCUACAGUAUGAAGAGCCCGGUGAAUACGUUUGUGUUUGAGGAUUUAAAUGCUCUUGGAUACAAACUUGCCUCGAGAGAAAGGGGAUUAGAUGAAAUCCACGCACUAAUGGUUUUAAAACGUCUAGCUCAAUUUCACAGUGUUUCGGUUUCGGUAAUGGAAAAGGAUCCUUCACUUUUGACAGGAUUCAAAAAUGGCAUCCUUGCAACUUCGGCGCUUAAAAAAAAGAACAGUAACUUCUAUGGUUUCGUUAAAAGUAGUUGUGAUGGCUUAAUCGACCUGGUCAAAUCAUGGGAUGGGUAUGAGGAAAUUGUCCGGAAGAUGAAGGAUUACUCAGCUAAUUUACUGGAACGUUUACUAACGAUGCAACAACCACUUGCCGGAGAAUUUGAAGUUCUGAACCAUGGUGAUCUAUGGGUGAACAACGUACUGUUUAGAUACGACGAAAAUUCGGUCCCGUCAGAUAUGGUAUUUCUAGAUUACCAAAUGAGCAUUUGGGGAAGUCCUGGAAUUGAUAUAAAUUAUUUUUUCUACACGAGUCUGUCGCCAGAAUUGUUAAAGUCAAGGAGGGAUUUCUUUAUUCGAUUUUAUUACAAUGAACUGAAGACAAACUUAUCGAAGCUUAAGUGGAACACCAUACCAUCCUACGAAGAGUUGCGAACACAAAUUACACGGCGUGAACCCUUCGGCUUCUUCGCCAACCAUGCAAUCUACCCGAUAAUUAGCAUUGGAGAGAAUCUAGCAGUAGACAGCACCUUCGAAAACUUCUCUAAUGCAGAGUUUGCAAGGAAAAAAUUCAAACAAAUAUUUUCUCAAGAAAAAUUAAAAAAUAUGUAUUCGUAUACUUUAUUGCAUUUCAACGAUAUGAAUGUAUUCGACUAAACUGAAUCUGUCUGAAUUAAAAUUCGAAUAAACUUUAAAUCAUUGGUGAUGGUGAACCGCAAA